AUGUCGUUAUCUGCAUCGUAUUUUCAUCUCUUAUUCUUAAUCUUUCUAUCUUUCCUUUUUUUCUUUCUUUCAAAACUUGUAUUCAUUUCACCCUUCUUUCCUUCUUUCUUUCUUUCUUUAAAUACCUGUAUUGCUUUCAGUAUUCCUUUUUCUUUCUUUCUUUCUUUCUUUCUUUCUUUCUUUCUUUCAAUACUUACAUUCUUAAAUACCUAUAUUCCUUUUACCCUUCUCUCUCUCUUUCUUUCUUUGUAUAAAUACUUACAUUCCGUUCAGCCUUCUUUUUCCUUUCUUUCUUCCUUUCUUUCUUCCUUUUUCUUUUUUUUCUUUAUUUCUUUUUUCUUUCUUUCUUUCUUUUUCUUUCUUUCUUUCUUUCUUUCUUUCUUUCUUUCUUUCUUUCUUUCUUUCUUUCUUUCUUUCUUUCUUAAAUACCUAUAUUCCUUUUAUCCUUCCUUCUUUUUUGUUUGUUUUAGUCCUUUCUUUCUUUCUUUCUUUCUUUCUUUCUUUCUUUCUUUCUUUCUUUCUUUAAAUACUUAUAUUCCGUCCAGCAUUCUAUCUUUCUUUAUUUCUUUAAAUAAGUAUAUUCCGUCCAGCCUUCUUUCUUUCUUUCUUUCUUUCUUUCUUUCUUUCUUUCUUCUUAAAUACCUAUAUUCCUUUUAUGCUUCCGUCUUUUUUGUUUGUUUGUUUGUUUGUUUGUUUGUUUGUUUCUUUCUUUCUUUCUUUCUUUCUUUAAAUACCUAUAUUCCUUUUAACCUUCCCUCUUUGUUUGCUUCCUUCCCUCUUUCUUUCUUUCUUUCUUUCUUUCUUUCUUUCUUUCUUUCUUUCUUUCUUGAAAUACCUAUAUUCUUUUUAUAUUUUCCUUUCUUUCUUUCUUUUAAUAUCUAUAUUCAUUUCAUGAUUCAUCUUUCUUUCAAAAUUUAUUCCUUUCCUCCUCCUGAUUUAUUUAAGUUCAUAUCUACCUUUCUAUCUAUCUUUCUUUCUUCUUUAUUUCAUUCUAUGCUUCCAUACCUAUAUUCCUCUCAUCUUAUUUUUCUUUCAUUCAUUCUUUCAUUAGAUACGCAUAUUCCUGUCAACUUUCUUUUUUCAUUUUUUCUAAAUACCAAUAUUCCUUUCUCUUAUUUUUUGUUUCGUCUUUGUUUUCUGCUUUCUUUCCCUUUCUAUCUACCAUUCUUUUUGUUUGCCGUCUCUCGCCCCCCUUUUUUUAUCUUGCUUCUCUCCCUGUUCUUUCUUCUCUUCCCUAAUAAACCUUCCUUUUGUUCUCUGUCUGCUUACUUUCUCUCGCAUUGUCUUUGUUCAUAUCGUCUGCAUUUCUCCUCAGCCGCCAUCUUUCUCGACCUAACCUUCUGUCGCUGUGAUUUUCUCAUCUGUCAGCUGUUCACACACCCUUUUUUCUUGUUCCCAUUGUCGUACACUAACCGCACCUUUUUCGGCCCUACCCCCUUAGCGCAACGAAGCAAACCCCUUCGCAUCGUUUCUUUCUUUCUUUAUUCGAAAUUCAGUUUUUAUUCAAUUUCUUGUUUGCAGACCGGGAAAGGCAUUUUUUUCAUCCAUUCUCUUUUUUUUUAUAAUCUCCUUCAUUUUCUUUUGUUUAUAAAUAAUAUCCUUCAUUCCUUCGUUCUUUCGUUCCUUCCUUCCAUUCCCUCUCUCUAUCUUUUCUAUUUUUUUCCAUUCUUCUGCUCUUUCCUCCAUUCCUUCCUUUUUUCCUUGCUUUUUUCUUUCAUUCCGUCUUGCUUUCUUUCCUUCCUUCCUUCCUUCCUUCCUUCCUUCCUUCCUUCCUUCCUUCCUUCCUUCCUACCCGCCUGUCCGCCUGUCUCCAAGCCCACCGUCCUCCGAUUUUAUCUUCUGUCACCUUUUACAUUUUUGUUUCUUUGUUUGUUUCUUUCUUUUAUCAUCCUUUUUCAUUUUUUCGUUUAUUUUCCAUUUCUUUCUUUUUUCUUUUCUCAUUUUAUCUUUCUUCUAUGA
Messenger RNA from Acanthosepion pharaonis, 1959 nucleotides. Lineage: Eukaryota; Metazoa; Mollusca; Cephalopoda; Sepiida; Sepiidae. The record is from the annotation of a GenBank genome assembly.